AUGAAAAUUAGUCAAAAUCAAAUUAUGUCAUCAAUUGAUCGUGCUUCGUUUUCUCAACUGAACUUUUGUCAUAUCCACUCAUAUAUAGUUGUUUCAGUUUUUGUUUGCAAUCAUUCGGAUCCUCUUGAUUCUGAACAAUGCUUCGCAAGUCAUGCUUUGAAAAAUAAGUGGAAAGAAAUAACAUCAAAAUGUCAUGAAGUGCUACAAUUAAGAUUCAAUAAAUUUAGAAAAAUCUUACGCAAGAUAAAGCACAAGACAAAUGAUAAGCCUCCAAGAAUAAGAAGAUUUUCCGAAGUUCAGUGA
This is a messenger RNA of Clunio marinus, 303 nucleotides long. NCBI's taxonomy places the organism in Eukaryota, Metazoa, Arthropoda, Insecta, Diptera, Chironomidae. The record is from the annotation of a GenBank genome assembly.